This is a messenger RNA of Microthlaspi erraticum, 873 nucleotides long. Lineage: Eukaryota; Viridiplantae; Streptophyta; Magnoliopsida; Brassicales; Brassicaceae. The record is from the annotation of a GenBank genome assembly.
AUGGCAAUCUCUUUGCUCUGUCUUAUCCUCAUCACCGUCGCUUCGUUAAUCUUUGUCGGCAAGAAGAUCAAACGCUCCAAAUGGAAUCUUCCUCCAAGUCCUCCACAGUUUCCGAUCAUCGGAAACCUACACCAAGUUGGAGAAUUGCCUCACAGGUCACUCCAACGUCUAGCCGAAAGAACCGGACAUGUUAUGCUUGUUCGCUUAGGUUUUGUCCCUGUAACGGUAAUCUCGUCCAAAGAAGCAGCUGAAGAAGUGCUUAAAACCCAUGACCUAGACUGUUGCACCAGGCCUAAGCUUGUCGGAUCGAAGAAAAUCUCUCAUGAUUUUAAAGAUAUCAGUUUUACGCCAUACGGUGAAGAGUGGAAGGAACGGCGUAAGUUCUUGGGACGUGAGCUUUUCUGUUCAAAAAAGGUUCAAUCUUUUGGAUAUAUCAGAGAGGAAGAAUGUAACUUUCUUGUCAAGAAACUGUCAGAAUCCGCGGUGGAUCAGUCUCCAGUCGAUUUGAGCAAAACCUUUUUCUGGCUAAACGCAAGUAUUGUGUUUAGAGUUGGUUUUGGACAGAGUUUCCAAGAAAGCGAGCUCAUCGAUAAAGACAAGGUCGAUGAGCUUGUCUUUGAAGGCGAGAACGCUGAGGCUGGUUUCAUAUUCUCUGAUUUAUUUCCCGUUGCCGGACUUGGACGGCUCAUUGACUGGCUUUCGGGUCAACACAAGAGGCUCAACGACGCUUACUUGAAGCUUGAUGCUCUGUUUCAAGGUGUCAUCGAUGAUCAUUUGAAUCCCCAAAGAUCAAAAGAUCAUGAAGACAUCAUCGAUACAAUGUUGAAUGUCAUGCAUCAACAAGGCAAAGAUGAUUCCUUGAUGCCACGAUAG